AUGUCCCGUCAUGAGGGUGUGAGCUGCGACGCUUGUUUGAAAGGAAACUUCCGGGGAAGACGAUUCAAGUGUCUCAUCUGCUACGACUACGACCUGUGUGCGUCGUGCUACGAGAGCGGUGCCACCACCACGCGACACACCGCAGAGCACCCCAUGCAGUGUAUACUAACCAGGGUAGACUACGAUUUGUAUUAUGGCGGCGACACCUUCUCACUGGAGCAGCAUCAGGCGUUCACGUGUCCUUACUGCGGCAGGAUGGGCUUCACGGAGACAUCCUUAAAUGAGCACGUCACCGCCGAGCACCCAGAGACGACCACCGAGGUGAUCUGUCCAAUAUGCGCCGCCUUGCCUGGGGGGGAUCCCAAUCAUGUCACAGAUGACUUUACCGCCCACCUCACACUUGAGCACAGAGCACCUAGAGAUUUAGAUGAGUCGAGCAGCGUUCGGCACGUUCGGCGGAUGUUCCAUCCUGGGCGGGGACUGGGCGGUCCCCGAGCACGACGCACCAACAUGCACUUUACCGGCGGCUCCACAGGCGGCCUGUCCUCAUCCACGUCAUCAUCACAGAGCUCCACCUACACGCCCAGCAACAGGGAGGCCAUGGACCCCAUUGCUGAGUUGUUGUCGCAGCUGUCGGGUGUGCGACGCGCUGCGGGCGGCCAGAUUAACUCAUCGGGGCCGUCGGCCUCACAGCUGCAGCAACUACAGAUGCAGCUGCAGUUAGAGCGGCAGCAAGCGCAGGCGGCGCGACAGCAGGUGGAGACGGGCCGUCAUGCCGCCCGGCGCGGAAACAACCCAACUAAUUCCGCCGCCAGCUCAACCGCCGGCGCCGUCCCACCGACCUGCGCGGCCGCGCCCAUCACGGGAGCGCCGGCUGAAAGCAACCCAUCAGCUUCAUCCCACAACUCACAAUUUCUAUUAGCACGGCUGAACGAGCCCAAAAUGUCGGAGGCGGAGCGUCAGCUGGUGGAGGGCGAGCGUGCCGACCGCAGCCUGUUCGUGCAGGAGCUACUACUGUCCACGCUCAUGCGCGACGAGAGCUCGUCGUCCGACGAGGAUGAGCGGCGGGACUUCGGCGACUUCGGUGCCAUGGGCUGCGUGGACGUCAUGCCCCUCGAUGUGGCGCUGGAGCACCUGCAACUCCGCGAGAGAGCCUCCGCCGCCAAUGAGCCUCCGCCGCCGCCUCUUUGA
Nerophis lumbriciformis (worm pipefish) is the source of this 1191-nucleotide messenger RNA. NCBI's taxonomy places the organism in Eukaryota, Metazoa, Chordata, Actinopteri, Syngnathiformes, Syngnathidae. The record is from RefSeq and is a predicted model, not a curated record.